UGAGGUGGGUCCAAUAAAAAAGUUAUGGAUGAAGAAGGUCAUAUUAAAGUGAUUGCAGCCAACUUUGACUCGUGAGACAAAUAUAACUUGAUUUGAUAUUUUACAGAAGAUGUUGAUUUGAAAGUGGCUGAUAUCAAACACCAGAUGACCUGUAGUCAGGAUACCAUGGCAACCGAGGAGUCCAUAGAGACGGAGGACGAACUCAGCAAGGAUGAGGUGGUCAACUGUAUAUGUCUGUUUAAUGAGGAAAAUGGACUCAUGAUUCAGUGUGACGUUUGUCUAUGCUGGCAGCAUGCUGUUUGUUUUGAUCUGACGGUGGAAACUUUACCCAAGAAAUACAUCUGUUUUGUGUGCUCGGACCCAACAGGUAAUAAAGCUAUCAAAGACAGAUUGUACAAAGUGUAAGUAAGUAGGUACAUUUAAAAAAACUAUAAACAAGAUUAUUGCUUUAAUGAUUAUAUGAUGUUUCAUAUAACUCUGUUUAUUUUCUACCUCAAUUUUACAGAAGCCUGUUCCUACAUGAAUUUGGAAAAUAUGGCAUUAUCUUUAUUGAAAUAUGGAAGAUAUCAGGGAAGCAGCCUGUAUUCUGACAGCUGUAAAACCAGGCAAAAGAAAUUAAUUUAAGUCAACUCAUUUUCCCUAUACAAUCCCAUACACAAUGUCACCCUAUAUAUAUAGAUAUGGA
Messenger RNA from Mizuhopecten yessoensis (Yesso scallop), 685 nucleotides. RefSeq names its product PHD finger protein 20-like protein 1. The coding region runs from base 145 to 405 and encodes 86 amino acids. Gene Ontology annotation, cellular component: NSL complex. The transcript is spliced from 2 exons. The record is from RefSeq and is a predicted model, not a curated record. Gene Ontology annotation, biological process: regulation of transcription by RNA polymerase II. Lineage: Eukaryota; Metazoa; Mollusca; Bivalvia; Pectinida; Pectinidae.